Messenger RNA from Brettanomyces nanus, 2655 nucleotides. RefSeq lists its product as uncharacterized. The transcript has a single exon. Bases 1 to 2655 code for a protein of 884 amino acids. The record is from RefSeq and is a predicted model, not a curated record. Lineage: Eukaryota; Fungi; Ascomycota; Pichiomycetes; Pichiales; Pichiaceae.
AUGUGCCCAGAGUGUAUCACACUUACCUCGUGCAAGAGUGCUGGCCUUAAAGAAAAAUUGGAGCAAGCUGACUUGGUUGGUGAUGGUAGACUUCAUUCAUUGUUGGCUGAUCUAGGCACUCCUACAGGAUUUCCACAAAUUCUCACUCCAAUAGUUGAUACGGCUUCCAAGGUGGAGCUGCCCUUAGAAACACCCACUGAACAGAUUGGUAACAAAUACUGGCAAACGCAUGAUGACUCUGUAGACAAGAUAAAUCAAGAAGAGCACAUGUAUGCCUUUCCAUCUUCAUUCCUUGGUGAGACCCCACCUCCCUUCUCUGCUACAGAGCCAUUAUUUGCCGAGGAUCUUUCUAAUUUCACGUCUCUACCUUCUCCUUCUACCAUGAGUAAUACUGACUCAUUUAAUGAUGCUCAAAUGGUGAAGGUCCUGCUUGCUCCGGAAAAAUCUUCUUUUGAUCCAAAUGAGGUCGGUGCCAUCGUCGAUGGUAAGCGCAAAAUGUCCUGCGUCUUUAACGUUAAAACUGCUGAAUAUGAACCGCCACCACUAUCCCUGAGUAAAGAGCUACAACUCAUCACUGACAUUAAUAAAACCAAGAUAACAAAUACCGUUUGGGGCAUCCUCGAGUCCAGAUUGAGUGCCUCUGAUUUUCAAGAGGUGGAUAUAACCAAUAUAGGUAAAUUGGUUCUUCUGGAUUAUAUGGAAAAAGUUCGUUUUAAUGGUGAAGACUUCUACAAAGAGCCAUUGGUGAUACUUUUUGAAUCUGCCUUAGUGGUACUUAACAAUACUGCAUCUGAAGUGAUUCUGAUGCAAGCCAUUGAUGUCGAUGAUCGCAUCUCUUCAGUUUAUGCUGAUGAAGCUAACGAGUCCAUCAUAAUCAACUUCACAAUUCUUCAGCUACCUGAAAUCUGCUUUGAUACAGGGAGCAAGAUUAUUUUGCAGAAGUGGACAAAAAUCCUUAAAAUCCUUAUGGCUACAGCCAAUAGCAGAGAUAAUGAUUCCAGCGAGAUGGCGACAUUUUGGCAACCACAAAAAGCAUCAGCUGUGAGCAACCAUAUUCCCUUGAUUCAAGUUUCUACCAAUGCUUGGAACAUUCUCGCAGAUUAUGAUGAAGAUUCGAUUCCUGAGAGUGUUCGUAAGUUUAAUAGGCUGAUAACCAAGGGUUUGGAUCUUCCCUUUGAUUAUCUUAACAGACAGAUUUCGAAACCUGAAGGGGCUCCAGUUAACUUGAUCCUUACAAUUCCUCUCUAUAAUUCAGAGGAUUCAGAGUUCUCCGACUCUCAGUAUGUUGAUAAAGUGAAAAGCAUUAUUCGCUCAGCUUUCAAUUUACUCGGUAACGAAGAUAAGAUUGGUCUUGUGUUUUUGAGUAAGAAUGCAUCGGACCUUCUCUUAGGCCAUUACUAUGGAAUGGCAACGAAGUCGUGGCAUGGUUGGAAAGAUGUUCUUUCAAGUAUCACAGAGACUUGUAUUUCAAAUAAUGAUUCUCAACAAUGGUCCGAGGGCUUGCACUACCUUGAGAUCUUAGUUAACAUUGGUUUUUCUAAAGCCGAUGAUUGCAUCAAUGAAAUCAUUUUUGCUACAUCCGAAAUUCUUUCUGAACUGAAUAGCUCUAUCUCUAGAAUGAAAAGAAGCUUACAGCAAAGCAGUCAGAAAGGAAGAAAGGUCAGCAUUUCAGUGUCACAGGCUAUCCAACAGAUUUGUGAGGAUUCAAAUGCGAUGUUCUGUGGUAUUCUUUUAGCUGACGAAUUCCGUUACAGCACCACAGAAAAGUUGGUCCAUCACAACAAGCUGGUGAAUAGUAACAAACCAGGAGUUUAUUGCAACCGGAUUAAGGAUUUUCUGGUUCUCGACUUGGAUGACUAUAAAGAAGUUCUCGAAACAAUCCUUUGCGGUCUCGAUAAUAUAACCGUGCGAGAGAUUUCCACUUCUAUACACUUUCCUCCAGAAGUUAAACUUUUAGAGGUAGAGUUUCAAGGUGAGUUAAUUAAAGUUGGAAAGGACAAGCAGAGCAUUACAUUAAGACUUUCAAACCUUCAGUCUGGUUAUGAUAAGUCAUUCAUGUUUACGGUGGGCAUACAAUUGGAUGGCAUCGACAAUAGGGUAAUCACAAAAGGUGGGAAGAUUUCUAUAGCAACGGCAGAAACUCAUAUUCUUUCCAAUUCAUUCUCUAAUGAGUCAUUAUUGACUACAAACCUAGACGUGCGGUUAGCUCCUGAUGAACAGCGUCUUAUGGAUGCAUACACCCCGCUAAGUUUGACUAUUAGCAAUAAUAAAGACCAAGAAAUGAAUGAAGUUGCAAUUAAUGUCAAAUUACCAAUAGUCUCUAGACUCUCAGCAGUCAGUGAUGCUUUCUUCAUAAAAAGAAAGAUGGAACUUCAGGUAGCGACAACAAUUAAGAAUGUCAUUUUUCAAACCAGAGAAUUCAAUUUCUCCACUAAGGAAGCCAUGAAAAUGAAAAUUAAAGAAGUCAUCAACGAAAUAUGGGGAUUAUCAAAGUCGUGCAAUGAGUCCAAUACCGCUAACGCUGGAAACAGCAAUUUCAAGGUCUGGUCGGAACAACUUAUCGACGAGUUGACGGAUAUAAUGGAAGGAUAUUCGCUGCGAAAUCAUCAACUCAGCACACACAAAAGCUUUUGCUGCUAUUUGGCAAUAUUGUAA